Sphaeroforma arctica JP610 is the source of this 4101-nucleotide messenger RNA. RefSeq lists its product as hypothetical. Bases 193 to 4101 code for a protein of 1302 amino acids. NCBI's taxonomy places the organism in Eukaryota, Ichthyosporea, Ichthyophonida. Gene Ontology annotation, biological process: anaphase-promoting complex-dependent catabolic process; protein K11-linked ubiquitination; metaphase/anaphase transition of mitotic cell cycle. The transcript is spliced from 21 exons. Gene Ontology annotation, cellular component: anaphase-promoting complex. The record is from RefSeq and is a predicted model, not a curated record. Gene Ontology annotation, molecular function: molecular adaptor activity.
CGUGUGUGUAGUGGACUUUGCAUAGUACCCCGUCUCAUAAGCAAGCGCUUUAACAGUACGUAAACUUUUAUAAUUAACAAUAAUAUCGCCUGUUUCGUGCAUAUAGAAUGAUCGUCAGGUUGUGCAAAGUCAGUUAAUUCCCUCUUGAGGAACUCUUUGUAACUUUCGUGUAGUACUGAAGAUCACACAGUAAUGAAUAUGGCAUGUGCCGAUGUGCUUGUCGAUCUGGGCGUAUACACACCGUUUGGACGGCAGUACAUAAAAUGGCAUCCUAGCUGCGGUGAUGUGGAACGGAAAGAGCGGUACCAACUAACACACAUGCCAGCAAGUGGCAGAGACGAUGAGUGUAGUGAUCAGGAACUGUACGUCAAUGACUGCACAGUCAUAUGGAGCGCUGGCGGCUCUGUGAAGCAGUGUUACACAGGCGAAUGUCGCGUACGAGAGGCGGUGUGGACGUUGAUGAAGUACGAGACCGCGCAAAUACCAGAGACCACGUUGGCAGUUCUGCGGACGGAGUCAGUAGACUUCACAGCACUCUCCGGUAGGACAUACACAAUGCCCCUGACUCGUUCGGUUGCCCAUCUACAUCCCACACACCCGGAUGGCUUUCUGCUCGAGUUGGAUGCGAGGGAGCGUCUAGACACACUGAACGAUUGUGGCUUGAGAUAUGGGACUCACCCCUGGGCACCGGCGCAACCGGUAGUCCUGCGCACUCCCAAAGGUGGGUAUCUCAAGCGUGCUGCGUGCACAAACAGGGUCGAGUACAUCCAUACCUCAUGCGUAUCUGAUGACUGCGACAUGGCAAUAAAUGCGUUAACUUAUGGUUAUACCUUGCCUUGUGUGCAUCACUGUGAUAAAUCGACUCAAUACCGUGGUUUGUGCUUUGCUACAGGCACACCGUACCAGGUAUCGCGGCUGUCGUGUCUAUAUUCCGAGGUUUCCAACGAUUUAGUCGUGUGCUACGAGACCUCGAAGUGCACUCUGACACUCUGGAAAGCUCAAGUGAGUGGCGACCCGAUUCCGAAGAAGACAGAGGAGGCGACUGAUUUCUCCAAGGCCAGCAGCAGAGAAUUGGAUAGUUCCCGGUCAUAUACGGGAGCCUUUGCGGAUGAUGUCAUGAAUAUGGCCAGAGUAGAGCAAGCGGAUACGCUAGUGAAUGAUCGUGGUGGUUUGCUAGUCAUGACCCUACAGCAUAGUAUCAGCAUGGGAACUGCGAGCAGUGCAGCCUAUGCCAACAUGAAGAACUGGACUAUAUUCGCAUGCCACGACUGUGUAGGGCAGCCCGUGAGUCUAUGGAUGAUUCAUCGGCCUUCGUCCAGCGGCUGUGUUCUUGAUCUCAAGGGGGGGUCGACGCCUGCGCGAACGAUUGUCGCCAUCGACGAUGCAACAAGAAUAAGUUUCAAAAGUACAGAGAAUUGCUUAGAUGACGAAGUUCUCGGCCUACAAGAUGGCAAAUUGCAACUUCACGCAUCGAAUGGAGAAAGGAUCCUACAAUGUCGGACAGAACAUAUCCUACCAACCAGUCUGCCGUCACAAGUUGCGCGCCCUGCCAUCGUUGGCCUACGUGAUGGGGUUGGGAAUCGUGUGACUCUUUGUUUGUCAAACAACUCGAUGCUAAGAGUGGCGGUGAGCGAGUGUGCCAAAUCGCCCAUAGUGCGGUGUUUGAUGAGGCUGCUGCAGGUAAACUUGCCAACGAGGCAACAACCUCUGCAGGUUCAACACGACACCUUGAACAACCCACCCAUACCGCAAACCUUCCUGCGCCUGCGUCGAUGCUACCUACUUAGCUACACACCAGCGCGGGAAUGGGACGCCCUGGUGCGUGCGGUGUACUGUCUGAUAAACAACGGCGAUGAGAGCGAAUGUACCUGCGGUCCAAAUCAGCUCGGAGGCGCCGAUGCUAAUGAGAAAGGUUUACAAAACCCAGUGGUAAAGCCGUCAGAGCCUGUGUCCGCUUGGGAGUAUCUGUGCAAGACCCACAAGCCAGCGAACACUGGAUUAGGCAUACCGACAGUCCAAGAUGGUCUAGUGAAAUCCUCUCGUAGGCCUGCACACGAAGUAACACAUCGAUCGUCCAGUCACCAGCACUGGCAAGUGGUCGAGCGCGUGUUCAAGCUACUGGAUGUGUGCGCUGCGUGCAUGUCUAUUGACGUGAGAUUUGUAACUUGUGUGCACCGUUUAAACGGGUUGGUAGACGACAUGUUGGCGCAACUGAUCAAUGUGCAAUCGCAGAGCUACACGCGCGUACCGACACACACGGAUACAGAUCCAGAGAGGCAAGUGCACGCGUUGAAGCAGGCCAAGAUAGAGGUCCAGACAAGAUUGCGGAGGAUUGAUAUGCUUGGAUGGCUGGAAAGUAAGGUCACGCGAAUGCGUAGCACUGCACACGCGCGUACAGCCGACUACGCGUCCGCAGAAAACACUCUGCUCUUUCCGGAUGGUUUGCUAGAUAUCGAGUCACAAAAACUGCCAUCGGUGAUACAGACUGCCCUAGCGGUAGCAGAGUUGUAUGAGUUUAUUGGACAAAACCCCAACAGCAGCACCACUCGAGUGAUCAGCGGUGUGAGUCCUCAACAGUCCACAGACACAGAUGUGAGUUUGCGUGUAGGUGCCUAUGCACCGGAUCACAGUCAAGUACACUCUGCAAAAGGUACGCAGAACAGGUCCUCAAGCAGGGCUUUCUCGGAUAUGGGGGUGGACCCUACUGGCGAUGGUACUUUUGCAGGACCUAGCAGCGAUACCGUGUCCCCCACUGUAGGGCUCUCAAUACGUGAUCAACGCCAGUUGGUGCAAUUACUAACCCGCAGGUCAUCACGGCUAUGUCUUGACAACCUCAGCUUUGGCGUUGCGCUGCCGCUGAGAGAGUGUCUGGCGGCUGUUCGCGAGCACUCGGAUCCGGACUUAGACCCACACGCAUGCCGGUUGGUGGGGAGGGGAGAUUUGAUACAGAAUAAAGCACCCAUACAACACCCGUUGAGUGGCUUGGCAUGUCUACCUGAUGAAGAGAGCAACGGAAGUAGUCCAAAUGGGGUUUGGCGAUACUGCUUUACCGAAGAUCGACGCUUCCUGGACGCAUUGGCUAUGUUACAGAGUUCGGGAACCAUCUAUGUCAUGGUACCUGCUGACCGGUCAACGGCCGAGUACGAUGCCAAUUUAGAGAAGCAAACGGUUCUGUUGGCUAAACUAGAGCAGUCGUUGUCUCGCUCAGUUGGGCGUGGCAUGGCAUUAUAUGGGUCGUCUCGCCCGCUGUUGACCGAACCACUGCGCGUACCGCCUAUAACCACCAAAGGCCAAGACUACCAAACCAGAGCAACGUUGACUCUGGAUCCAUCGGUGUUUCCCUUCGUGGCACCUCCUGAUGCGCUGCCCACAACCACUGGCACCACUACUGAUAUCUCGGGCUUCACUGCAUGGCCCGAGUUCCAUAAUGGCGCUGCGGCGGGUUUGGAAAUCGCUGUUAAAGAUGGGAUAAGCAAUAUCAAUUCGGCGUGGAUAGCAUACAACAAACCACUCACAUCCAAAAAAUCCUUGCCGAAUCAGAAUGGAGAGUCUGACGAAAAAUCUGUGACCGAAAAUACUUAUGCUGGUUUCCUAUUAGCCCUUGGAUUGCAGGGACAUUUGUCGCAUCUCUCUCCUGCAGCCCUGUAUGGUUUUUUGCGUGGUCGGAAUACUACUACUAGUGUUGCCAUAGUGCUGGGCAUGGCCGCCACUUGCAGAGGCACACAAGACGCCACUGUCACCGGUCUUCUUGCUAUGUUUGUGCCGGCGCUUUUACCUGCGCGGAGUGCUGAAUUAGAAGCCCCAGAAGCCGUUCGCACCUCGGCGGUGCUGGGGUUGGGUUUGCUAUACCAAGGCACAGCCCAAAGACAGAUGUGCAAGACCCUACUGCGUGAGAUUGGCAAAGGCCCCGGCAGCACAAGCAACGGUGCCAGCAGUGGGUACGACACUCGUAGUGUGAGUAAUGAUGAGAUCAAGAACGCUCCCUCGUACUCGCUGGCAUGUGGGUUGGCUCUGGGGAUGUGUGCGCUGGGAAUGGGUGAUUCCUACCAGAGCGUCCAUGCACUGGGAGAUUUGAAUUUGCCGGACGAGUUGAGAAGGUAA